CCAGCCACUUCCGGUUCAGAAUUUCUUUCCAUGUUUCUGUUUCUCCUGCUUAGCCAGUUUGGUUUCAGUUUAAUUCACUUUCUGUUUUUAUUUAACCUCACUGAUUCCCUUCCGCCAUGUCUCGUGGGUCCAGUGCGGGGUUCGACCGGCACAUCACCAUCUUCUCCCCGGAGGGAAGACUUUAUCAAGUCGAGUAUGCCUUUAAAGCCAUCAACCAGGGAGGAAUGACCUCUGUGGGGAUCAGAGGGAAGGACUGCGCCGUGGUUGUCACACAGAGGAAAGUUCCAGACAAGCUGUUGGAUGCCUCCACCGUCACACAUCUGUUCAGAAUCACAGAGAACAUAGGCUGCGUCAUGACCGGCAUGACCGCUGACAGCAGGUCUCAGGUGCAGAGAGCACGCUACGAAGCUGCUAACUGGAAUUACAAGUACGGCUAUGAGAUCCCAGUGGACAUGCUGUGCAAACGCAUGGCCGAUAUCUCCCAGGUCUACACACAAAAUGCUGAAAUGAGGCCGCUCGGCUGCUGCAUGGUCGUGGUCGGCAUGGACGAGGAGUUGGGCCCACAGCUUUAUAAAUGUGAUCCAGCCGGCUACUACUGCGGGUUUAAGGCCACUGCAGCUGGAGUCAAACAGGCCGAAGCCACCAGUUUCCUCGAGAAGAAAGUCAAAAAGAAACCGGACUGGACCUUUGAGCAGACAGUAGAGACGGCUAUUUCUUGCCUGUCCACUGUUCUGUCCAUCGACUUCAAACCCUCGGAGCUGGAGGUGGGAGUCAUCACAACACAGGAACCUAAAUUUAAGAUUCUGUCGGAGUCUGAGAUUGAUGCUCACCUGGUUGCUUUAUCUGAGAGAGAGUGAGGAUGAAUGGGAAAAAUGGACAACGGAAAUGGAGCGUCUUCUGUCUCGCUCCAGGGAGAUUUAAAACACAGGGAGAUGAAAUCUGGACAUUUUACUGCAGGUUGGGUUCAGUUUUUCGACCAGCUGCACUGCCCUUUACCCACCUCCGUUCUUCUAGUUCAUACUCCAAAUCACAGCCCCACUUACCAACCCCUCCAGUGUUUUUACGUUUUAAAUCCUGACUGCAGCUGCAUCUUUAGAAAAACACUCUGGACUUUCAGAUCGGUGCUCCCGAUGACAAAGAAGUACACCAGACCCAUCACAGUUUCAUUUUUGUUGGACAUGAGUACUUUAGCAACAUUACGGCUGCAGAACAGAACCUCUCAGUUAUGGUGGUUUAAUAUUUACUCAGGGUCUUCUUCGCUUUCAAUCUUUGGAGUUUCUUCUUCACGCUGUGGGAGUUUUCCCGUCACUACAACAAUCUUCGCGUUCCCGUCAGACUCUGCUCAGGACAACUAGAACUAACCCAUUAUUCAGUUCUCUCCUCCCAGCUGCAGUCUUUGCUGCACUUCUAUUAAAUACAGUUUUUUUUAUUUAAUAA
Messenger RNA from Girardinichthys multiradiatus, 1437 nucleotides. It is a transcript of the gene psma6a, whose product is annotated as proteasome 20S subunit alpha 6a. The transcript is spliced from 7 exons. Bases 117 to 857 code for a protein of 246 amino acids. Lineage: Eukaryota; Metazoa; Chordata; Actinopteri; Cyprinodontiformes; Goodeidae. Gene Ontology annotation, biological process: ubiquitin-dependent protein catabolic process. The record is from RefSeq and is a predicted model, not a curated record. Gene Ontology annotation, cellular component: nucleus; proteasome core complex; proteasome core complex, alpha-subunit complex.